AUGUUGCCCAAGUCUCUUGUUCUGGCCCUGCUUGCAGGCGCCGCUGUUGCUCAACUUUCAGAGAGUAACCUCAAAACUUAUGUUGGAAGUCUAAAACUCUCGGCGUCCUUUAUUCCUGUCAAGGAAUCGUACUGGACUCAAUUUCCUCACCACACGCGCUCACCCUGUGCUCUCUCCCCAGAUGGAAAGUCGGCCUACCUUGCCUACCUCGACGCUUCCGGUACCGAUGUGCACAUUCAGCAAGUCGAUCCCUCCACCUUUACUGCUGUUGGUGAAACUGUUACUGUCAAAGGUGGAAAGGAGGCUGGUGGUUUGGUCGCACACAACGAUGGCUUUGCGCUCCUGACCAACGAGGUCAUGCCUUCUGGCACCGCCAAUGCACCCCCCGACAACAUCCCAGUGCCAGUUCUCUACCGCUACACUGGCGGUAAGCAAACCUUCAAGACAUACCUCGGAGGGCCCGACAAUGUUGGUGACAUGGGUGCUUUGGCAUCUCCCGACUUGAACGGCGACCUUGCCUACUCUGAAGAGGCUGGCAUGUAUGGAGCUUACUUCGUUGUCACUGCCUACUCGGGCUCUGGCAAGGGUCACUUUGGUGAUGCCAUCCAGUAUGUCGACAACAAGGGCGCUCUCAAGAAGAUCGAGGGCGCGAGCUCCAGCUGGGGCUGCUCGCACAACACCGGUAUUGCUUUUGAGGCUCACGACUCUGUUCCCUUUGCCAGUCUCUGCAGCGAGGACCAAGGCGCCAUCUGGCUGAACACUGGCGGCACUGGCAUGAGCAAGGCUGGCGUCAAGGUUUCCAACGAGCACGUUCAGAACGGUGCUGGAAACGAGGCCAUGGGCGGAAUGAGCGGCUCCUACAGUGGAAUGGCCCGCUUCAUCAACAGCGAAUCUUACAUCUUCACCUGGGUGUCUCGUGGCGCCAAGGACCUCACUACCAACGACUGGAUGGGCGAAGGCUACACCAAGUCGGUGAACCGCACCGUCAACCGCAACGUCGCCAUUGCCAACUUCUCCGACAAGAAGACUCUUGUUGGUGAGCAGGCUACUUCUCAGCUCGGUGGUGACGGUGACUCCCAAGUCAACUGGAUCACCCAGGGAUCUGCCGACUGCUCAAACGCCCACGUAGCUACCUUCGAUGGCACCAGCGCUCUUGUCACCUGGGAAGAGAUUGCCAACCCUACUUGCCCAUACGAUGCCAUGGGCUGCAUGGGUGCCUUUACCGGCUCCUACUUCCAGCUCGUCAAGGACGGCAAGAAGGUCGGCGAGCCCCUCAAGUCUAUGAAUGUUUUCGUUGCAGGUGACAUGGUUACCAUGCCUGAUGGACGCAUUUGCUGGCCAUACGUUGACAUGGACUGGAAGCUCGAUGGUCCCGUCCGUAACCCUACCCCCGUCAAGGAGAUUAGCUUUGCCUGUAUGAGCAACGGUGCUGGCUCUUCUACUCCUUCUACUCCUGAAGCUCCUGCCAAAUCUUCCCCUUCUGCUGGCUCCCCUUCUCCCGCUAAAUCUCCUGCCCCCGCCAAGGCUCCUGCUUCCGCUGGUUCUAUGCCCCCCAAGGCGAAUGACCCAAGCUCAGGAAAUGUCCCUGCCGCAGAAAACGUUCCUGCUCCGGCCAACCAACCCGCCCCAGCUAACCAGCCUGCCCCAGCCGGCCAACCUGCCCCCCAACCCGCCGCCCAAGAGUCGCCACUCCCAGACUUUGAGCUCGCGAACCCAGGAACAAAAGGCCCAGGAAUAGGAGGGCAAAACCCCGCCGCCCCAAGACCCUCUCUCCCAUCCCAGCCCACACCCCCUUCAGGCAACACCCCCACCACCCCCGACGGCGACGACCAACUCUGCGACGAUGAAAACGACCAAACCCCAUCGCCAACCCAACCCUCUCCCUCCCCCUCCCCCUCCCCCGACGAAGACUGCGAAGACGAACCCGACACACCAAUGAACAGCGCCCGUCCCCCCUUCCCAAUCGACAACAACUACCCCCCUUUCCCCGCCGGUACCGGUACCCCAGACUACCCAGCCUUCCCCUUCCCCACCGGCACCGGCGCCCCCGGUAGCCAAUUCACACCCAUUGCUCCCGGCGUCGGUUGGGGCCGUCCUCGCCCCACUGGCUUCUGGCCCGGUCGGGCUCGCCCCGGUGGUCGUCCUGCUCCUAAGCCUUGGGGCGACUUUGCGAAUGGGAAGUUUGAUUGGGGUAUCGGGCAGGGUAAGGAGGGGUUCAAGACUGUGGCUAAGCCUAUGCCUACGCCGGCUCCGGAGUCGGGGUCGGGAUCUGGGUCUGCGUCGUAUCCGGCUGGUGUGCGUGUGCGUUGA
This is a messenger RNA of Plenodomus lingam JN3, 2310 nucleotides long. RefSeq lists its product as uncharacterized. The record is from RefSeq and is a predicted model, not a curated record. NCBI's taxonomy places the organism in Eukaryota, Fungi, Ascomycota, Dothideomycetes, Pleosporales, Leptosphaeriaceae.